AAGCGGCAGAUCCAAAUACCAAUCACGCUUACGGCUUACCUGAUCCACGCGUUAUCUUCUUUCUUCAGCUUUCGCUUGGGUUCUGGUUCUGAAGUGAACCAAACGACGGAAGAAAUGGCUGUGAACGAGUCGUCGUCGUCUGCAGAAACCUCAAAUUUCGUGCCGAGCUGCACAUUGCUACUCUCUUCGCCAAAAUUCAUGCCGUUUAUGAGAACGUCGGACAAAAAGCCCAAUUUUGUUGCACCGAAUAUCGUCGUUAUCGGUGAACUUGUUCACAGCUCAGUUGUAUCUGCCGCUGAAAAGUGCUUCAGAUUGCUUCAAUCUUUCGCUUCUCAAAACCCGCUUCUCAAGAAAGUUCUCUCCUUGCCUAAUGAGUUUCACAGUUUCUACAACCAGAUUCGUUGCAGGAACUACAGGAAUGUUAAGUCUUUUUACAAUCACAAUUUCGCCGCAGUUCUACCUGGGGAUUCAAUGGCAGGAAUUGUAGUUGCCAAUGGAAUCCUGAAUUUCCUCAACCUUUACAACACACUGUUGAUUGUCAGGCUUGUUUUGACCUGGUUUCCCAAUUCUCCAUCCGCCAUUGUUAGCCCCCUCAGCACAAUAUGUGAUCCAUACUUGAACAUAUUCCGGGGACUAAUUCCACCACUUGGGGGGACUCUGGAUCUCUCCCCCAUACUUGCGUUCCUGGUUCUAAAUGUAUUUACUAGCACUGCUUCUGCACUUCCUGCUGAACUUCCGGUCACCGAAGCAAAUCAAGAAAACCAUGAAUCUUCUACAGGCUUUUCCCAUCUCACUACUACGCAAAAGAAAUGGAUGAGGAGGCUCCAAGGAAACAGAACAAAGAGCUCCAGUGGCGACUGUUAGUUCAUUCUCUGUUUCCAUUUGAGUUCAACAACCUCAGUUCUGUACCAGUUUUAUGCUUGUCCCUAUAAUAUCAAUUACCAGUCAAUUGUUUUGGCAUCUCUUAUGUGGUACUGGUAGAGUUGAUACAUAUAAAUGACUGUUCUAUUCAUGUGCUGCAUGGGAUUGAAAAUUCAUUUGUUGUCUUUUUCUCUCA
Molecule: messenger RNA, 1057 nt
Organism: Ziziphus jujuba (common jujube)
Lineage: Eukaryota; Viridiplantae; Streptophyta; Magnoliopsida; Rosales; Rhamnaceae
Product: ylmG homolog protein 2, chloroplastic
Exons: 3
Coding region: 115-864 (249 amino acids)
Biological process (GO): chloroplast fission
Cellular component (GO): membrane
Source: RefSeq, a predicted model, not a curated record